GUGCCUGACCUUGUAUCAGCAACCAUCGAAAAGAAAAAAAAAAACUGAACGAAAAACAAAAAGUACCUUUUGCUUUUACAAAUACAUCUUCAUUUGUCGAAUUUUUCUAUUCUUCCUCGCACCAAAGCCCGCUGUCGCUGCGUACCGAAUUUCAUCAAGCACGAAAAAUAAUCAAAAUGACGGUGCUCAGCAAGUUCGCCCGCGAGACGGUGUCCCGGACUGCCGCUCGGAACUUGCGGACAAAAUUGAAUCUCGGGGCUUCUUCUCGCACCUCAGGAGCGCUGGCUCCUUGCUCGACGGCACUGAGCAACAAGUUAGGAGCUGGCGCGGCGCAACAUGGAUCACAGUUCAAGAAUUCGUGGACGAGUGCAAGCGUUAUCCGUAAUUUCUCGACAGAGAACAACACUGCAUCUACCGGGGCGGAAAAGAUGGAGUUCAAAGCGGAGACGAAAAAGUUGCUGAACAUCGUGGCCAAAUCGCUGUACACGGAUAAGUAUGAACCGCAAAAGUAUCGUACUCGUAUAAAUGCAUUACAAAUUUCCUCAGCAUGAGAAAGAAAAUCUGUAAUGCGGAUUGACCUUCAAAAAAAGGAUUUGUAAUGCAUGAUUACAUCCCUACGAGCGCGAUACUUUUGCAGUUCAUAAUAAGGAAGUCUUCAUCCGGGAGUUGAUCAGCAACGCGUCAGACGCGUGUGAGAAACUGCGGUUCUUGCAAACCUCGGGCAAAGCGCCCGAGGAACUGACGAGUAAGGACCAGCAGCUGCAGAUCGAGCUGAGUUGCGACGAAAACUUGCGACUGUUCACGAUUCAGGACUACGGGAUCGGAAUGACAAAAGAGCAGCUGAUCCACAACCUGGGUAGUAUGGUGGUGCUGCAUUCUUUUUUUUCAACUGUCAUGUUGUGGUUGUGCAUGCACAUGCUGUGUGUAAAUGAAACUGCUGCUACAACUACACGAACAAGAAUGAUGAACGAAGAUCAAGAUGAAUUGGAAUUCGAAUGACGAUCAUCAAUAUGAAUUUCAUCUACAGGUACCAUCGCCCGGUCUGGUUCCCGGGAAUUCCUUGAGCAAACUAUUGAGAGGAAAAAUCCCCCCUCCCCAUAUCGAAAAGGUAUGUUUCCGAAAAUUUGCGUUGCUGAUUUGAGGUCACAAAUCACAUUUGUCUUGCAAGAAGACAAAUGCAGAGGCUUCCGCGCCAAUAUGGAAGCGAUUUCGCAUGCUGUUGGGCCUAGAGGACAGCCGUUUGUAGUGCUAAGCACCUAGACCCAAAUGCCCCUCCCUAGGCUGCGGAUCUGGCUGCGAUGCCGUAUUGCAAGACAGCGCGCAUUCGUGUACACAUAUCCUGCAUCAGAGAUUUCCCGUUUGAUAUGGGGUGGGGACUUUUUUCAUUUUGAUACAAACGUCCACCGGGUCCGGCGAAGCGGAGCAGCAGAACACGACCAUUAUCGGACAGUUUGGCGUCGGGUUCUACUCCGCCUUCGUCGUGGCGGACAAAAUUGAGGUGCUCACCCGGUCGGCGGACGCAAGCAACAAAGGGUACAAGUGGUCCUCGGACGGGAUGGGGGAGUUCACCAUUGAGGAACUCCCGGAAGACCAAACGCCCGCCCGCGGCACGAAGAUCCAGCUGCAUUUGAAGGAGGACUGCAGCGAGUUCUCGAAGUUGUUGACCGUGAAGAGUUGUGCGAAGAAGUUCAGCAGUUUCGUCGACUUUCCGCUUUUUGUUCAGGAGGAGGCUGGGAAAAUGAAAGAGUUGAAUAAACAAGAACCCCUGUGGUUAAAAGCGAAAGCGACGGAAGAGGAACACUCCGAGUUUUACCGCUUUCUUUCCGGUACCAGUUACGGCGACCCGUACUACACUUUAUCCUUUGCGUCCGACGUGCCCCUGACCAUCAAGUCUCUCUUUUACGUCCCGGAGGACGCGCCCAGCCGGUUCUUCGCGAAAGAACCGGAAAUCGGGGUGGCGCUGCACUGCAGGCGCGUGUUGGUGAAGAAGCAAGCUGAGGGGAUUAUGCCGCGGUGGCUGCACUGGGUGAAGGGGGUGGUGGACUGCGAAGAUAUGCCGCUGAACAUUAGUCGCGAGAGCAUGCAGGACACGGCAUUGAUGAACAAGUUGUCUUUGGCGGUGGUCAGGAGGUUCUUGCGGUUUUUGGACCAACAGGCGAAAAAGGACGCCCAGAAAUACUUGAAGUUCUACAAAAACUACUCGUAUUAUCUGAAAGCGGGGUUGAUCGAAGACAGGGAUCAGGGGGGACGGCAUAAGGUGAGAAAUACGCAUUCGUAGAGACGGGCGCUUUUUAUUUUGUUUCUGUUGUAGUUCGACCAGUAAAAAAUCAGUACUACACGCUCCUUGGAACCACUUUGCGACUCAUGGUACAGAAUCACGUCCGUGUACCGACAAAACUUACACAGGAAGAACUGACGAAGUUGCUCCGGUACGGCGUUUCCACCCGGCCAGAGGGCGAGUUGAUUUCCCUCCAGGAUUACGUGGACAAUCACAUGGUGUCUACGGACAACGGCAAGCAGAAGAACAUUUAUUACUACUGCGUGCCAAACCGCGAAACAGCGAUGAAUUCGCCCUAUAUGGAGCAAUUCCAGGAGCGGGGACGGGCAGUAUAACUUUGUAGUGCAAUAAGAAUAAGUAUAAGUUUUGAACAACCGUGUGCGUGUUUGUGAUGUGGGCGCGCAAGAGUUUAAGCGCUUUUUCUUUUUCUCGUUGUCGUUGCGCAUUGCAAAUCACGACUAAAAAUCCUUUCCCGCAGGUUCUCCUCAUGCAUGAGGACAUCGACGAAUUUGUCCUGAGCAGCGCUCUUGACGGGUACAAGGAGCACAAAUUAGUCGCGAUUGACGCGCAGGGAAAAGAUUUUGAACUGGAUUUGGAUGAAAAGAAGGCCAGCGAGACCGAAAGCGGGGAGAAAGUGGAACUGAGUACAUGAUAGCGACGUUGAUUUGUUUUUCAUGUUUUCUAUUGCACGCAAUACGACUAGAACUCUCCAAGUAGAUGAUUCAGCAUUUCUUACUUUGUAUGAAUUCGCACCAUAGAACAUCAAAGCUCAUCCGAACAAACCCUACAACAGGCAGCGCGCAGCAAGAGGAACUGAAGACGUGGCUGAAGGACACGCUGGGGCAAAAGGUAAUGGAGAUCAAAUUCACGGACCGGCUUGUGUCCAGUCCGGCUAUUGUGACCAGCAUGCUGACCCCACACAUGCGCAAGAUGAUGAAGCAGAUGAUGGCAGCGGGAGCGGGGGGACAGGGCGGAGGCGGCGCGGACGCGGUGCCGAUGACCCUGGAGAUUUCCGCAAAGCACAGCAUCGUAAAAACGCUGUACAGCAUCAAGAACAGCAACGAAGAGGUGGCGAAAUUAUCGGCUGAGUUGUUAUUCGACAACGCUUGCAUCGCCGCGGGGAUGUUGGACGAACCCAGGUCCGUUUUGCCGCGGUUGAACAAGAUUCUGGAGACCAUGGUCAUGCAAGGAGCGGGGUACGACUACGGAAAGAAGGAGUACGUUGGUGCGGGAGGAGGUGCAGGUGAGGUACAACAACCGGGAGAGAACAAAAAUGCGGAUGUAGAAAGUGCAACUUCCAGCUCCAAGGGGGAUGCGAAAGUCGAUGAAAAGGCCGCAUUCUCUAGUACCGCCGCAGGGGCUGCAGCGGAGAGUAGCGCGACAUCGGAAGCAGUCAACGACGAUCCGACAGUGACUAAUCCGGUCGAUGCGGGGGAGAUGCCGAUUUGGAGCAAGCGCGAAGCUAGCGGAAACGAGCGACUGCAGGAAGUGAAGAUGUAGAUGUGAGCCCUUGUUUGCGUGGCGCGAGACCUCCGGUUUCGUCAUGAGCAUACCAAAUGAACAAAUUUGUUUUCGGUAUCCAAACGUCUUCGCUUUGUGUCGCCGAAAAAAAAAUUUCGGCGACAAAAAAAGAUACAGCUACACAUCUAAUGACAACAUGAAGAUCAUUUUUGUCUUUGUGUAUUCUUUUCAGAUAGAACUCGCUCGGAGGCAAAAAACCGCACGACUUUCUUUCAGGACGAGAAUACAUUAAACUUCUUAAAAAUAUCGGACUCAUUGUGAAGAUCAAAAAAGCACGACGUUGGUUUCUUCUGUCUGCUUGACAGGCUUGGAACGUUUAUUGUUCUGUGGCCUCUGACAAUAGUAUACUGCUGAUCGAGGGUUCGUGGCCCAAGUUCAAGGCCGGACAAACUAUUUGUGUGUGUACUUCUGUG
Messenger RNA from Amoebophrya sp. A120, 4212 nucleotides. Lineage: Eukaryota; Dinophyceae; Syndiniales; Amoebophryaceae. The record is from the annotation of a GenBank genome assembly.